Phacochoerus africanus (Common warthog) is the source of this 431-nucleotide messenger RNA. It is a transcript of the gene SCGB1C1, whose product is annotated as secretoglobin family 1C member 1. Bases 18 to 305 code for a protein of 95 amino acids. The record is from RefSeq and is a predicted model, not a curated record. Lineage: Eukaryota; Metazoa; Chordata; Mammalia; Artiodactyla; Suidae. The transcript has 3 exons.
AACCUCCACAGUCCACCAUGAAGGGGAGCAGCACUUUCCUGCUGGUGGCCCUCGGCUUGCUUUGCACCAGUGGACUGGCCACAGGGGAGGACAACAAUGAGUUUUUCAUGGACUUCCUGCAAACGCUGCUGGUGGGGUCCACAGAGGAUCUCUAUGAGGGGCCCCUGGGCAAGUACGACGUCAAUGCAGAUGCCAAGGCAGCGCUGACAGAGCUCAAGUCCUGCAUAGAUGGCCUGCAGCCUGUGCACAAGGCGGAGCUGGUCAAGCUGCUGGUGCAAGUGCUGGGCAGUCAGGACGACGCCUAGUGGACCCCAGUCGUGGCUCCAAGUAGCCACAGGACCAGCUACACAAGCGGCCAUGGCGACGCCACCUCUACCACUUCCCGAGGCAUGAAUUUAUCCUCAAGCCACUCAUCCAAUAAAGCCUCCUGU